This is a messenger RNA of Pelmatolapia mariae (spotted tilapia), 2344 nucleotides long. It is a transcript of the gene cited1, whose product is annotated as Cbp/p300-interacting transactivator, with Glu/Asp-rich carboxy-terminal domain, 1. Gene Ontology annotation, cellular component: nucleus. The coding region runs from base 1 to 582 and encodes 193 amino acids. Gene Ontology annotation, molecular function: transcription coactivator activity. NCBI's taxonomy places the organism in Eukaryota, Metazoa, Chordata, Actinopteri, Cichliformes, Cichlidae. The record is from RefSeq and is a predicted model, not a curated record. The transcript has a single exon. Gene Ontology annotation, biological process: regulation of DNA-templated transcription.
AUGACCCCACUGCUGUUCCCUGGCCACGCCCACGCUGCAAUGAAGGACCUCUCCUCCUCCUCUUCCACCUCUCCUCUUAACUCCCUCCUCCACUACCCGUCCUCCAAAACCUCUGUGGCGCCCUUUUCCCCAUCCGCCGGCCCCGCGUCCUCUCGUGGAUCGGCCCUGUCCUCAACGCCUCUCUCCAAGCCGCAGCCCUUCUGUCUGCAAACGGGGCCGCACCUCAUCGCCAGCAUGCAGCUGCAGAAGCUCAACUCACACUACCAGAACCUUGCCAGUGCCUCUGGCGGACACUCUGGGCCUGGAGGGCCUCAAAGAGGCUUUGGACCCCCGCAGCUGGGAGCGGGUAAUCAGCUGUUGGCGCCGUCUGGAGGCCUCGGAGGAGGCGGGAUGGGUGUCGGGAUUGGCAUGGCCAACCAAAGUUCCGGCGCUGGUGGGAUUAUCGACUUUGACCCUGUGGACGAGGAGGUCCUCAUGUCUCUGGUGGUGGAGCUAGGUUUGGACCGGGCCAACGAGCUGCCCGAGCUCUGGCUGGGACAGAACGAGUUCGACUUCAUGUCGGACGUGCCAGCUGGAUGCUGACCUACGAGGGUGGGGGGAAACACAUGGAUAAAGUGGAAUUGAUUGACAACGAGAGAGAGAGAGAGAGGACUUCUCUCCAUGUUUGGUUUUUCUUUCCUCCCUUUGUUGGCUGAUAAAACGAGGAAGCAGAAGAGACGCUGACCGAUGGAGAAAAGCGAUUAGAGGCUCGCUCUCUGUUUCUGUUUUGCUUUCAUACCCUCCUACGGGCAGACAAAAGAAAAGACAAGCUUGCUUUUGAUUUUCUUGUUUCUGUAAAGGAAUCAGUGCUGCUUUUCUUCACUGAGAUGAAACCAGUGGUGCUCCCACUCUGAACUGUACUUCCCUUUCAUGUAAAAGAGCAGAAAUAUCAGCAGAGUAUGAGCAGAAACGAGGAGUCUAAGACUCGCUCCUGCUCCUAUCCUGUUUCCUCCAUCGCUCCAUCAUUCGGUCUUAAUGAAAACAAGUUGACUGACACGAGAAGGGCUGACAAAGACAUCCGAGCCACCCUCUUUAGAGAGGAGUAAGGUACACCUGUUGGACUCGAUCCCCCCUCUUUUCUUAGUGCCGCCCUGAAUUGAUCAAGUGGACGAUUAAGGAAAAUGAAAAUGAGAGGCACGACUUUGUGGGAGAAUUGCAAAGGAUGGCAAACACUACGCUUCCUGUUUUCUUAUAGACAAUAUUAAGCUCUGGUCUCAUGGGAAAGGGACUCCUGUCUCUUGGCUUCACAAAGGAAAUGAUUGUCUUAGACUUGGUUAUCUCUGUGCACUUCUUUAUUUUCUUGUUUGAAUUUCGUUCAAACAGCCGUAGUCAUACAACACGUUAUUUAAGAGGGUGGCUGAUCCCCAUCAGGAGACAAGCAGACAAGGAGCACUUCUGUAGCGAGCCUAAAGUCACCUCAGUGAGUUAGAUCCAGAAAUGUGGAAUGGGUGUGUGUUUUGUUGUCCGGCCUGAAAGUUGAUAAGGAAGGGUGGGAUAGCUAGUGGCAGGGAUCCUGUGCUACACGGAGCAGCAAACAAAGUCAAAUUCCUAUUUUUCCUGCUCUCCCACUUUAAAACGGUCCGUUUAUGUCAUGAAUGUUGUCGCUGCACUUCCGUGUUCCUGAUGAGGAAGUGUGAUUAGGCCUGGAGGCUGGUGUUAGUCCCUCCGGUCACAAUGUGGACCAUCGGAGUAAAGCAGGGAUGAGACCAAGCUAAGCUGCACAUUUGAUCUGUCCAUGUUACAGAAACAGCUCCUCAGUCACUGUCUCAUUGAGGUCUUUUGUUCAUCUCUUAUUGCAAAUGAAGAAUUAAACAAAUCUUUGUUUUUAGUUGAAAUUCAUGCAUGAAUCCCUCAUGACCUCUUGACCUCUCUGAUGCUCUUAGCUGUGACCUGAAAAUGAACUGUACUGUUCACCCCUGAAGCAGUCCUGAAAGUGUUGGAUUACACUGUAAACUACUACCAACUUAGCAUGUCAAAUCCAUGUCUAUGCCAUGUGAUACGGUUGAAAGCUCUGAGGGAAUUAUAUUUUACAUGUGCAACAGUUUUGUUUUUUUCUCUUCCCAGUUACAUGAAAAGUUUCACAACAUAAAUCUAACAUGUGAAUAUAUGAGAAUCAUGUGUGCCUAUCAUGUGACAUUGUAACAUCUGGAAAAACAUUAUCACAUGUAAAGCAGGGUGAGGGUUUGUGACAUGGAGGAUAAUAUUGAGGUUUGAAACAUUUCUGAGAAGCCAAAACCCACUAUUUUGUUUUUGAGUCUGAGAAUGUGUUUAUACGCCUUAAUGUUCAAAAAAUAAAAUUUUCUCA